UCGCGUCAGGCAUCGCGCUCUUUUCGAUCAUAACCUAAAAAUUGUUCAAUAUACAAAACAGUAAACAGAAAAAUAAGAAAACCGUACAAGUACAAAGCUCGAAACAAUGGUUUUGUGUAACGUGGAAUGUUUAGAAAGGAUUUCAAAUUAUCUAGAUGUUUCACCUUUACAACUGGAGAUGCAAGAAAACGCAAUCGUUACCACAGAAUCGAAUCAGAAAAUAGAAGGAUUUAGUACUAUAGUUCAAUCUUUAAUUGAGAAUUCAAAAUGUUCUGAUAUGCUUGGCACUGACAAUGAAACGAAAGCUUUAACACGUCAGUGGUUGGAAUAUGCAGUUGUCUGUGUCAAUUAUGCUGACACUCCUGCAAACAUACGAAGAAUUUUGCAGGAAUUGAAUGUUGCACUAAGGAACAAUACAUAUUUAACUGGUACAAGGAAAACAAUUGCCGAUGUUACACUCUAUUAUGCCUUAUAUUCAAUAAUGCGGGAAUUAACACACCAAGAAAAAGCUCAAUAUGUUCAUGUGUCAAGGUGGUUCGAUAAUAUGCAACAAGAAGAAAAGUUACGGCAACAGUUAGAUUUAAUUUCAUUUGAUCUGCUACAUUUAUUUUUAUGAAUAAUUAACGUAUGGUAAAGGUUUAUCAAUUGUGCAUCAUUGUUAGUAUAAUUUAAAAUUAUAUGAAGAUGUCUGUUUAACAGUUUAUGAAGAACAAUAAAAUGACUAAAGAGAA
This is a messenger RNA of Megachile rotundata (alfalfa leafcutting bee), 731 nucleotides long. It is a transcript of the gene AIMP3, whose product is annotated as aaRS-interacting multifunctional protein 3. Gene Ontology annotation, cellular component: cytoplasm; aminoacyl-tRNA synthetase multienzyme complex; nucleus. Lineage: Eukaryota; Metazoa; Arthropoda; Insecta; Hymenoptera; Megachilidae. Gene Ontology annotation, biological process: positive regulation of DNA damage response, signal transduction by p53 class mediator. The record is from RefSeq and is a predicted model, not a curated record.